UUCAGAAGAGAAGGAACAAAAAAAAAAAGAGAGUUUUAAAUCCCACCAUUGCUCUUCAUUCUUGUUCUCAUGUAGUAGUGAAUCAUGAAAGAGUGGAGAUAGAGAUAUAGAGAGAAGCCAUGUUCUACUCCAAGUCUAUGCUUUCCAAGAAGGGCCCUCUGGGCAACAUUUGGGUGGCUGCUUACUUUUUCAGGAAGCUUAAGAAGGAGCAGAUUGCAAGCACUGACAUCUCCUCCUCCAUUGACAAAAUGUUGCAUGAUGUUCAACUAUCAUAUAGAACUUUGGCUCACCUGCUUUUGGGCAUUGUAAAGAUAUUCUCAAAGAAAGUAGACUUUCUCUACCGUGAUAGCAAUGAGGCUUUGAUGAAAAUCUGUAAGUCUUCAAUUGAUAGCCAGUUAAAUCUAUCCAAAGAAGUUGCCAAUACUACCCAACAUAAGGUAUCUAAGCAAGGCGUCCGUGCAAUGAAACACAAGGCCGGUGGAACUUUAGACACUAUUACACCAUUGGCAGGAGUGAUUGGCGGGCCAUAUCAUGAUACUUCUAUCACUAUUCCUCAGAGAUUUGAACUUGAUUCUUUUGACAUCGGGAUCCAGGAAGAUAGAGACAACUGUAACUUUCGUGAAGAGUGCAACAUUGAAGAUGCAUGGUCUGCAGAUAGGAGUCCACGUACCUCUCUUGACAAGUGUUAUCACAGGGAGACUACUUCUAAUGCUGAGUUCAGUUCUGCAUGUUUUACUCCAUUGGCUGAUGUGCUUCCAUCCUAUAUGAUGGAUAUUGAUGAAGAAAUUAACAAAAUUUACAAGUCAGAUGGUGGAGAAGCAGUUGGGCAGGAAUUCAGAGAAGAUUCUGACCAUAUAGAAUAUUGCAAUAACCUUGAAACUAUGGUGGCCCGGAAUAUACUAGGCUCCACCUUCUUUGAUAUGGAGAAUGGAAAUCAUGAACAUUCAGAGAGCUUAGAAGAGAUUGUCUCACAAACUAUUCAGAAGAACUCACAUGUUAAUCAACCAGAAAUUCAUGUGGAACUGGUAAACUUUGCCUGAAACUAUAACAUCAGAGUCUCACAAAGACAUUGGCCUUGAAGGGCUAACAGAAGAUAGAACUCCUACGAAAACCCCAUGAUAACAUCAUUUGUGAUAAAGAUCAAGGUCCAAAGCUUAUGGUUACAACUCCUGCUCAAAGGGAAAGGUUUCAAUUACUCAGGAAGAGGAAGUAUUCCUUCGAUGAGACCUCUGUGCUGACUAAUAA
Dioscorea cayenensis subsp. rotundata (Guinea yam) is the source of this 1245-nucleotide messenger RNA. Its product is annotated as sister chromatid cohesion 1 protein 2-like. Bases 120 to 1040 code for a protein of 306 amino acids. Gene Ontology annotation, cellular component: synaptonemal complex; cohesin complex. Gene Ontology annotation, molecular function: protein binding; chromatin binding. Lineage: Eukaryota; Viridiplantae; Streptophyta; Magnoliopsida; Dioscoreales; Dioscoreaceae. Gene Ontology annotation, biological process: replication-born double-strand break repair via sister chromatid exchange; mitotic sister chromatid cohesion; synaptonemal complex assembly. The record is from RefSeq and is a predicted model, not a curated record. The transcript has 7 exons.